Parastagonospora nodorum SN15 is the source of this 1320-nucleotide messenger RNA. RefSeq lists its product as hypothetical. The record is from RefSeq and is a predicted model, not a curated record. The transcript has 2 exons. Lineage: Eukaryota; Fungi; Ascomycota; Dothideomycetes; Pleosporales; Phaeosphaeriaceae. Bases 1 to 1320 code for a protein of 439 amino acids.
AUGAAGAGGUCAGAUAUCAAGAUCUGUUUACAGAGCGCACAUCAGGCAAGGAAGCAGGAUACAUGCUGCAUCGACAAAACGAAUAAUGCCGAGCUCAGCGAAGCAAUCAAUUCCAUGUUCCAUUGGUACAAGAAUGCCGGGGUCUGUCUUGCUUACCUGGCAGAUGUGCCACCGAACGUGGAUCCUUCCCACAAGGACUCUCUAUUUUCGGCUAGCAGAUGGUUCACAAGAGGGUGGACGUUACAGGAACUUCUAGCCCCCUAUGUGGUGAUAUUCCUCGCAGAUGACUGGUCUGAGAUUGGGACCAAGACUGAACUUGUUUCGCCCUUGUCGAUAAUCACUGGCAUACCAUCGAUGUUUUUGCUCGGAGUGGAUCUCGAGUCAGCUAGUGUGGCGAUGCGUUUCUCAUGGGCGUCUGGAAGGAGUACAACCAAGCCAGAGGAUAUAGCAUACUGCUUGCUGGGAAUAUUCGAUAUCCAGAUGUCGCUGUUGUAUGGAGAACGAGAAGUAGGUGCCUUCAGGCGCCUACAGCAGAAAAUUAUGAAAAACUCCGACGACCAAAGCAUAUUUGCCUGGACGCUAGACAAGGACCAAGGCUCGCCUCUUCGUACUUCUGGUUUACGAAAAGCAUUCAGCUUGCUCGCGCCAUCACCAGAGUCGUUCAAGGGUUGGCGUAAUGUCGUCGAAACGACGCCUCCCGUGGUACCGGGCUAUCUGGACGGUAUUCGGACGCCUACCGUAUUCAAUAACAAGGGCCUACACCUUGCUCUACCAAUCAUUCCACUGUCAGUUGUUGACAGACGGGACCGGAGGGUGAUCGCGGUCCUCAAUUGUCGCAAGGUAGGAAACAACAUGAUGCGACUUGCCGUCUGUUUACAAGACGUCUCAACCAAUGGAGGACGAUAUGUCCGCGUGCGCUCACAUAUGCUCGUCAGUAUCCCCUUACGUCUUGUAGUGGCGCUUGCAAAGUACGCCAGCAUCUCUGUCCGACAAGAAGAAUGCGCACAGCAAGCCAAUAUGAGUCUUCCGAACUCGUUGGACGAACGACUUUAUUCUGUGGUAGAGUGCAAAUACAAUAGCGCCAUUUUAUUAUCAGACCUUGCGCGAAGGAUAAGUCAAAGUGAACCCGAAGACCGGGCAAUGACAUCCGUGGAAUAUUCAUGUCAGAAAGAUCCAAUCUCGCCGACGAAGGACACCCCAUGGCAUGACAUUACACCGCAACAACAAAGCGCGAGAGCGAAAACUAUCCCGCUUCGACAGAGGAUUCGCAGGUACAGUCUCUUGACUGCCUUUGACGGACACACGGAAAAGGAAAGUUAA